This is a messenger RNA of Neohortaea acidophila, 2430 nucleotides long. RefSeq lists its product as uncharacterized. The record is from RefSeq and is a predicted model, not a curated record. Bases 145 to 2235 code for a protein of 696 amino acids. NCBI's taxonomy places the organism in Eukaryota, Fungi, Ascomycota, Dothideomycetes, Mycosphaerellales, Teratosphaeriaceae. The transcript has 3 exons.
UCUGGUCUCUUGGACUUGUACUGGACUCCGCAACGACAUUGUUAGUUAUUAGAAGGGCCGGUGCCGCCCUCCAGGCGGGACAGCCUGGUUUGCGCCGACGCGCCAAGCUAAAGUCCAACACUCCUUCAGCGAUCGUCCAACAUCAUGUCGGGCGGCGCGCCUCAGGUCGCGCGGUGUGAGGACUACGACAGCGAGGUAAGCACCGAGAAGCCCGGUACGAAAAAGGAAGCGCGAAGGAAGUCAACGAGCACGACACGGCCAAAGACACGAGUCAGCGGCACGCAUACGGCAAAACCGGCGCUCACGGUUCAGACACCCGCCUCGAAGCCGACGGUCACGGAGCGCACUGCGAGGUCCAAACCGGUGUUACAUCGCAGCGACAGUCAACGGAGCAAGGAGAAGGAUGCUGCCAGGUCUAGCUCGCGGCCUGAACUCAGGAUGCCAUGUGCAGACUUGGUGUGCCAACAUGACGAGUGUCACAGGGUGCGGUCGUCGCAGCGUCGUCACAGCAUGUCACAACCAUACGCCUUCUCCGGCCAACAGCAGCAGCAGCAUCAGCAGCCUAUGAUGCCUCCCCCUCCUCCUCAACACAGCUACCCGCAAUACCCGCCUGAUAUGGCGCAGUGGGCUCGCGUGUUGUCUUCGUUCACUCCGCCGAUGCAGCGUCCACCGACCCCCAUGGCUGGACCUCACAUGUAUCCAAGGCAAGUCCCUGUCGCAAGGUCGCGACCGACCAGUUUUCAUGGGCAUCCAUAUGCGAGCGUCAACGGGAUGCAACAGCCUCCGCCCGCUGCGUCGGCGUAUCAAAAUAUCCAAUAUGCCAACACAGUCCCCUUUUAUCAGCAUCAACAACCACGUCAAUAUCAGCAGGAUUUCCAGUACACGACCGCGCCGCCGUACGCCCCCCGUGUCGCGUAUCAUUCGCCUUCUCCGACCAUGCCUUCAUACCCGACUCACUAUCAGUACCCUCAACCUUCUCCAACCACGCCCUCUCCCACGUCUGCAACGUUCGGAGGCCACUCAGCGUACCCGAGCGGUUGGCCCUCAGCACCAACUCAGCCAGCCCCGGUCGUGAUUAUGCAGCCGGCGCCGGCUCCACGGCGCAGGUACUCCGGUCGGCAGCAAACGCUCCGACAUCCCACAAUCCCCGGCGCAUACCCCAGAGACGAAUCAGAAGAUUCGGAAGCCUUCUCGGACUCUUCGGAAUACGAUUACGAGGAAGAAGCACGCGAAAGAAAGCACCGGCAUCGCGAUGCACAAGAAGGCAAACACAUGCGCUCCUCCAGGGGACGACCAUCGCUCAGACGCCAGUACGCCUCCGCGCCUGCAGCACCGACCCGAGAGAGGAGAGACUCCCACGACUCCGGCACGCGGCGCAAUCACCGCCCCGACCCCAAAGAUAACUACCCGCCCCUGACAGAGUCGGACAGAACUGUCCGCGCUACCAGCACUCGCUCACGUACCCUCUUUACCGACUCCACACUUAGCAGUCGCCGUCCCUCCGUCUCUACGAAUGCCUCAUCGGGGAAAACAAAAGCCACCACCGUCUCCGGCGGGUCUGGCGCCGUACACGUGAUUGUAGAGCGCAACGGCAGGCCCUCCACCUACCUGUCCCGAGAAAAGCAGCAGUAUCUCGAAUCGACCGGACGAUCGAGAAGAGCACAAGACGAUCGUCACCAACAGCUUCUAGAAGAAGCAGAAGCCUACCAGGACGCCCGACGCGGACCCCAGCCCGAGGGCCUAACGGCUUUGAACAUCAGAGACCAACCCCAACAACAGCACUCGCGCUCCCAACCCUCCCAACACCAACGCCACCGAAGCACCAGAAGCCACACGACUACCCAUUCCCACACUUCCUCCCGCACCAACGGGCAAGCAGGCGAAGGCACCCGAAUCGAAAUCACGGGUUCCAUGCUGAAUCUCAUCCCGGGCGGGGUGAUUACUGUGGGCAUGCGGGCUGGAGACGACGGGCAACAGACGUGGGUUCUUGGGAGCGGCGAGGAGGGGUGCGCAGGAGUGGUGGGAGUCAUGACGCUGCGUCUUUGGGGACGUCGUUCCGGGAAAGCGAGACGCUACGCGGCGAAGAGCAGGACUUGGGAGGAAGGAAGUGAGAUGUUGAGGGGAUGGCGUGGUUUGAUUGGGAUGCGGCUCUCUACGGUACGCUUCACAGCUGGCGCCAUCUGUUUUUGCACGACGACGACGAAAAUAUGCAUCGAUACCCCGGUCCGCAUUUGACGACUUUGACGAACGUUUACGACGGCGAUGGCUUUUCCCCUUCAAUACCCACUUUGCUUGCUGCAUAUCAUCCUGGGAAGAAGCUCACUAUGAGCGGAUGCGAAUGCGACACCCUAUCAUUGAGCUACCUCGUGGAUAUUUUCGUUCAGCGGGUUUGCUCUGGGACGGCACGAGUGGCAUGAGAUGGUUUAACGA